Messenger RNA from Pocillopora meandrina, 4465 nucleotides. NCBI's taxonomy places the organism in Eukaryota, Metazoa, Cnidaria, Anthozoa, Scleractinia, Pocilloporidae. The record is from the annotation of a GenBank genome assembly.
AUGACGGAAAGAUACAGCUUUAGUCUAACAACUUUCAGGUAGAGUUUAAUUAUUUUAUUCUCUCUUUCCCUCUAAGACCUAAAAGAAUCUUUAGCAGUACAAACAAGAUGUUAUUUUGGCUAAUUAGUCCGUCGGGAAAUAUGAAACAAGUCACCCAGAAUCAGAUGCCACCUACCUUGCCUUCACGUAGACUGCAUUGUCUUCCAUACCGCUUUUAUUAAAAAAUUUUCAACAACUAUCAUUUCUGUUGGUGUUUAACCAACUCCCAAGUAAUUUUAGAGUGUGAAAAUUGGUGAUUCAGUAAUUUAUAGCUUCUACUGUUCCUUUUGUGAACAUCUGUGUACCAUAACCAUGGUCUAAAUAACGUUAACACGUGCACGUAAGCUUGAGCACAGUACUAGUUAACAAAUAGAGAAGUCUUGACUGUGCUCUGUUCUGUUAUAAAGCACACAAUAAGCAGCUAGGGCACGAAAGAAGUUUAGGGAGAAACACUUUACUAUGUCUUGUGUUUCUCCCCACUUCUUGAGUGGGGAGAAAAAUUUGACAAAAUGACAAAAUUUGAGAAAGAAACUAAACAUUGGUUGUACGUUUUAAUAAAAAAAAUUACAGUUAACUCAGCAAAACACAAGGAAACAGUAUGCACACAUGGUGCAUUCUGUCCACUUUCACAGGCAUGACAUGUUAACUGUCACUUCAAUUGUCCUAUUACACUGUCAAAUUACAAGCAUGAUGUGUACACUGUCCUAUUAGUACUAAAAUCAGGCUGGUGAUAACCAAUCAUGUUUGAGAAUUUUGUUAUAGUUUUGAUUAAACCAGAAAUCAAUUUAAACUUCAACAAACACACCUGGGAAAUGGCUAUUUUUAGAAUAGUUUUUAAAAUCUUUAAAUUUGCAAAAAUUUCUGUGGACUUGCAAAAUUUGCUCUAUCAAAGUCAGGGGAAGAAGACAAAAAUCUCUACGAAGUUUUGCUAGAGUGUGUUUUUAUAUUUGGUCCACAGUCCUUCUGGAAAACUUGUUCAGAUAGAAUAUGCUCUGGCAGCUGUAGCAGCAGGAGGGCCUUCUGUGGGUAUAAAAGGUCAGUUUUAGGGACAGUAAAUAGUCUUGAAUAUAGGAGAAUGUCAGGAAAUGAAAACUGUAUUCACUGUGAAUUAUUUCAUCGACAUGUCCCUUAGAACAAGCCCUCAUCAAAUAAGUGCCCCUCCUAUCAACCAGAAAUUUAACUCUGUAAUCCCUUACGCUGAUUACCAUCAAACCUCUCCUUACAAUAUCAACCCUGAAAAUAAGGGAGAUGAUUGUUCUCUAAAGAGGCUUGUGAUUGUUCAGCAAAUUCUCAAUUUCUGCACCAUAGCAAUUUCAUAGGGAAAGUAUGGAGGAUAAGUACACUGAUGUAUCUGAAGGGUAAAUUGUCAUCCCCUAUGCUCUGCCAAUAAGAUAGAAAGCUGAUCACAUUUGUUUAACCACUCAAGUGGGCAAUUGUAGUGUAAGUUUUGUACAUUUAGGUUUUGUUAGUAGCCCUAAUAUAUACUUUAAGUUUUACUUUAAAUUUUUUACUUUUUUUAAAUAUUUUUAAAAAAGCAUCAAAUGGAGUUGUCCUUGCUGCUGAAAAGAAACAGAAGUCAGUUUUAUAUGAUGACAGUACAAUCAACAAGGUUUGAUCCUAUUUGUUACAAUCAAAAACAUAGCUGACAGAUUAAAAUGGUGAACUUAUUUAUGUCCAGCAUUUGCACAUAAAAUCACAUUGUUUUUGUCAUAUAUUUUACCAAUAAGAAGAGUUGGUUAUCAAUAAGGAGGCAAGAUGCUUUUGUUAAUUUUCAUUUUCCUUUUUAAAAUUUGGGCAUUUUAUAUUGAAAAUUUUGUCAGUGUAUCUUAUGCAUAACCUAGGACUUGUUGAUUUUUUGAGGCAGGCUAUUGUAAUGCAGUAGCUUUGUGUUCAAGCCCUGCACUACUACAAGUUAGAUUUUGUGGUUACCCUGAGUUCGACAGCUUAGCUGCACUUCAUGAAAUGAUAAAUAGCCAACUGAUUUGCCUCCUUCCAGUUGGCAUUUUUUACAGCUUAACACUCUGAGUUUAAUUGAAAAUGUUCAUCCAUUGUUUGUUCAUAUUGGCCCUAAAAAAACCCCAUCAUACUAGGAAGUUAUCUGUGAAGAUUUUCUUUUACCUUUUGCUUUCAGGUGGAAAUGGUGACAAAGAGUGUUGGAAUGGUUUAUAGUGGAAUGGGCCCAGACUACAGGUUUGUUUGUGGCUUCUACUUCUAUGUUUGAUGCUUUGCCUUCCUUCUGCUAGUUCUGCUAAUCUUCUUCAGAUGAAAUGAGUUGAUUUUCUCAAGUUUGCAUAAGAAGUGAAAUAGGAAAGGUUGAAUGUCUAAUAAUUUGAUAUAUUCAGUAUUAGUCUUUGGUUGAUCUGGUCAUGAAGAACUCAUUUCCAAAUUGCUUUGGAUAUGAAAACAAUUCAAUCCACUGUGUGGCUGGUGGGAAAAAAAAAAACAAAGCUAAACAAAAACAGUUUAAAGUUUAAUAUGAGAUGAGAGCUGUGACCAUCACUCAACUUUUAUAUAGAAUUUGAUUCAAUCUAGAUUCUGUUUUCAAAUAUGUAGUGGUAAUUUUUUUUUGCCAAAAGUACUACUUUUUUUCACUCACAGAGUUCUGGUUCGACAUGCCAGGAAGAUAGCACAGCAAUACUAUCUAAUGUAUCAGGAGGAAAUACCAACUGCACAGUUGGUUCAAAAACUUGCAUCCGUGGUCCAGGAGUACACCCAGUCAGGGUAAGUACACUACCAGUAGUGCAACUAGCAGAAGAAAAUCUCUUAAAUUAGUCAAUGUUAUUUUUCAAGUUGUGCAUAUGAGAUUUAUUGCUGUCUCAUUGUUUUUGUGUCUUUUUCUAGUGGUGUUCGACCAUUCGGUGUGUCUCUUCUUGUUGCUGGGUGGGAUGAUGACAGGCCAUACUUAUUUCAAUGUGAUCCAUCGGUAAGGAAGUAAUUUGUGUUCUUUGUAAGAUGUAAGAGACACACUCUAAUAAUUUUACAUAAGGUUAUAGGAUCAAUAUCAGUAUCUGGGCAACUGCCCACCUACCCCUCCCUUAACCCAACAUUAACCUUAACUUGUUAUCAAUUGACUGUUGUUGAGUUAGGGGAGGGGUAGGUGGGCAGUUGCCCAGAUACUAAUAUUGAUCCAGGUUAUACAUGUAAGUUAAUAUGACAACCGGCCAUAAGAUGGAGUUGUGCAGUAUGAAACCAAAUUUUACAAACAGCUCACAAAGGGAGAAUACAGCUUGUAGCCUGCGGUGUUACAAAUGAUUAACAACAGUCAAUUAGGACUGACAAACUCUGUCAUGAAACUUAUCAGGCUUGUGAAGUAUAUGGUUAGUUCAUACUUUCUAUUAGAGAGUCUGCUGUUUGACUGUCUCUUUUCCUGUUAAGAAUAGUUUUUGUUACUAUCGGAAGGUUCUUGCAGUAAAAAAUUUUAACUCAGACUACCUUACAUUUUUGUUGACCUACAUGGUACCACCUUAGAUCAGUCACUUUCAUCUCACAGAUAUUAACUAAUCUCUAUGAACAAAACACUUACAAAAUUGUGUGUAUUUCAGGGAUCGUAUUUUGCCUGGAAGGCCACUGCUAUGGGCAAAAACUAUAUCAAUGGCAAAACCUUUCUUGAAAAGAGGCAAGUUCUAUAUACUGUGAUUAUCCUUUAGAUAUUCCUUGAUUAAUCAAAUCCAAAUUUCACAGUCUGUCAUGUCACUUGUUGCUUUGUUUGUUUGUUUGUUGAAUAAUACAAAUGGAAGAUGGUUAUAUAUUCAAAUCACCAAAACUAAAGUCUUGAGAUUAUAACUGGAGAGAAUUGAUGUUAACUCUUUCAGUAACUGGCAAGUGUAGAUGGCAUCCACAGAUCCAAAAGUUGGAAAAACAUGUCUUCUCAACUCUUGAUUUUAUUUUUGAGGGAUCCUUACCUGACUUUCCCAAUGUGUAAAUGACCUAUUUCGUUGUCUUAUGCUUCAAGACCUAGGUUCAUCUCUAGUUUGAUGAACUUUUCCAUUUUUGUCAUUGGUCUCUAUUUUAAGAUCUCAUUAAUAGUUAGAUGACAUCUUCACUUUGCAGGUAUAAUGAAAAUCUUGAAUUAGAAGAUGCUAUCCAUACAGCAAUCUUGACUCUCAAGGUGAGUUCACAACAACAAUUUUUUGAACAUCAUUUUCCUAAAAAUUGGAAAUUGUUAAGAAUAAUGUUUUUCUAAAAUUGUAUUUCCUGAGGUAAAAGGAGAUUGCCUUAUCCUAACAGGCUGGGAAAUAAAAUGAGAAAGUGCAAGACUACUAGGAACUACUAAAGUGCUCUCUCCUUUGUUUUUGUCUCAAUGCAGGAGAGUUUUGAAGGACAAAUGACAGAAGACAAUAUUGAGUUAGGAGUGUGUAAUGAGCAAGGCUUCCGUCGUCUCACCCCUGCAGAAGUAAAGGACUACUUGGCCUCUAUCAUAUCUUAA